UUCCGCCCAUGUGACUUCCAGCUUGUGUUCCUCGCCUCUUACCAGAAACCACAGGCGAAAGAGCAAACCUAAAACCAAGCGGCGAUGUCACUGCAAGGGGCAGUGUCUCUGAGCGGUGGAGCAAGGAGGACGCUGGGGCUAGGCGAGGAAAGGAAGGGGGCAACCGGAGGAGUGUGGCGAAGGGGCCCGAGAAAGCGAUCUGGCCGGAAGCAGCGAAGACCGACAGACAGACAGCUAGAGAGCUGGAGGCAAGCGGGGCCAGAAAGCGAGGCGGAGGAGACUUGCACUCAAGGGAGUGUUCAGCCAUGCCCCAUAGCUCUGACAGCAGCGACUCCAGCUUCAGCCGUUCGCCUCCCCCUAGCAACAAGCAGGAUUCCUCUGACGACGUGAGGAAGGUUCAGCGAAGAGAGAAAAACCGAAUCGCAGCCCAGAAGAGCAGACAGAGGCAGACCCAGAAGGCAGACACCCUGCAUUUGGAGAGUGAAGAUCUGGAGAAGCAAAAUGCGGCUCUGCGCAAGGAAAUCAAGCAGUUGACGGAGGAGAUGAAGUAUUUUACCUCAGUCCUGAGCAGCCAUGAGCCCCUGUGCUCCAUCCUGACCACGACACCCCCGCCACCCCCCGAAGUGGUCUACAGUGCCCAUGCUUUCCACCAGCCCCACAUCAGCUCCCCACGCUUCCAGCACUGAGCCUGCCCUGUGGGGACAGAGAUAAAGGAAUUGGUGCCCAACCCUAGAGGUUGCUCCCGAGGCUUUCUGGAGAUGGGGUGCUCAGAGUAUGCUGGAAACCAUGACGGGGGCACAUCUGGUUGCAUCGACUGCCCCUGCUCCAGUGGAGCUUUUCUCGCCAGCUUUGCCUCCUCCCUGGAACCUGGAGGAGAGAGGGAGGGGUGUUUGAGACCCUCUCAGAGGCAAAGAGAUGGCUGUCCUGGGAGGGAGACUGUUUGACACCAUUUUCUGGUGGGGAGACUGUUUGACACCAUUUCCUGGCCUGCCACAUGUUUUUGGGUUCCUGGUAAUGGUGAUUCCAGAAAUCAAUGAACAGGGGCUCUUGGGUCUGUGGGUCACAGUGAGUGCAGUAGUGGAAUGGGCAGGGAAGGGGUUGAUUUUUCUAAAUAAAGAAGAUAAAAGAAGCCAGAA
This is a messenger RNA of Ornithorhynchus anatinus (platypus), 1136 nucleotides long. RefSeq names its product basic leucine zipper ATF-like transcription factor (gene BATF). Gene Ontology annotation, biological process: regulation of transcription by RNA polymerase II. Gene Ontology annotation, cellular component: nucleus. Gene Ontology annotation, molecular function: RNA polymerase II cis-regulatory region sequence-specific DNA binding; DNA-binding transcription factor activity, RNA polymerase II-specific. The coding region runs from base 306 to 686 and encodes 126 amino acids. The transcript is spliced from 3 exons. Lineage: Eukaryota; Metazoa; Chordata; Mammalia; Monotremata; Ornithorhynchidae. The record is from RefSeq and is a predicted model, not a curated record.